Molecule: messenger RNA, 3307 nt
Organism: Cherax quadricarinatus
Lineage: Eukaryota; Metazoa; Arthropoda; Malacostraca; Decapoda; Parastacidae
Source: RefSeq, a predicted model, not a curated record
AGAACAUGAAUGAAUACUCUGAAUCAUGAAAGUACAUUUUAAGGAUGAAAUGUACGAAAUGGAGAUUAUACAAUUUCAACCAUAUUCUCUCUCAUUUCGUGUUGAUUUUCGAUAAAAUGUUGCUAUAAUUUUGAUAUAAAUGGCCAGUGUGGUGCAGGUAAACAACAUUUGAACUUGGCGGUGAAAAAGUUUGUGUACUGUAAGGUGCUGCCGCCUGCUGGUGAUAUGUGGCGUAACGCGCCGCUCUCCUCAUAUUUUACCGUUUUUAUUGUAUCUCUGGCCCUUGCUGGAGAUAAAAGCCACCCUGACGCCACAAACGACUAUUUAGCUUUCGACUACCGUGCAGUUUGCCGAGUUUUCAUGAUUAUUUUUUUGUAAAUUUGGUCAAAUAUUGACACAUCCAACGGUUGAGACCGCAACUCCCAGGAUGCAUUUCGCUUGAUAGUUUUAAACAUGGCGGACACCUACAAACUUGGAGACCUAGUUUGGGCCAAGAUGAAGGGUUUCUCUCCGUGGCCGGGUAAGGUCAUACCUGCAAGGGAUAAUGUUAAGAAGCCUAGCAAGAAACACUGCCAUUUUAUAUACUUCUUUGGCAGUGAAAACUAUGCAUGGAUUGAAUCUGCCAACAUGAAGCCAUAUUUCCAGUACAAAGGGCGUCUAAUGAAUGCCAACAAAACUUCAACAUUUAAAGAGGCUGUUGAUUGCAUUGAAAAAUAUAUUGGAGAAAAUAAUAUUUUGGUACCAGAGAUGAAAGGGAGCACCAAUGAUACAAAUCAUUCAGAAAAGAGCACCACUCCAUCCAAAGAAAGAAAAAUUAAGACCACACCCAAAAGGCGACCAAACAGUGAUGCCAGCAGUGUAGGGGGAAGUGGAAGCGCUAAACGUAUCAAGACAGAGUCAGUCAGACUUAAAGACUCUUCACUCACAUCAUCUCCCAGUCACAAUUCCAAGGCUCGUGUGUCAGCCCUUCUGAACAGACCAGUUCACAUUGAAAGACCAGAAACGCCACCCUUAGAUGUGGGUAGUGUGAGUCAGACAUUGAAGGACAAGAAAAUUGAGCCUUCUGGCCUGAAGUUUGGAUUUUUAGGCUUGGGUAUUAUUGGGUCUGGAAUUGUCAAGAAUCUUCUUAACAGUGGACACAGUGUAAUGGUGUGGAACAGGUCUUCAGAGAAGUGUGGAGACUUUGUAAAUGCUGGAGCGAAGGAGAUGAUGACCCCAUCAGAUGUCAUUGCUGCAGCUGACAUUACAUUUUCCUGUGUGUCUGAUCCUCAGGUUGCUAAGAAUAUGGUAUUUGGGAAUUGUGGUGUCUUACAGGAGAUCUCUGCAGACAAAGGUUAUGUUGAGAUGACAGGAAUUGAUGCUGAAACAUCUCAAGAUAUUGCUGAGGCCAUUGGUGCUCAGGGUGGCCGUUAUCUUGAAGCUCAGGUGCAGGGCAGCAAAGUACAGGCAGAGGAAGGUACAUUGGUUAUCUUGGCAGCUGGAGACAGAACUCUCUUUGACGACUGCCAGAGCUGCUUUCAAGCUAUGGGCAAAAAUUCCUUUUAUUUAGGUGAAGUUGGAAAUGCAAGCAAGAUGAACCUCGUGCUGCAGGUUAUGGCAGGAGUAACGUUAGCGGGGCUAGCAGAGGGAAUGGCUUUAGCAGAUCGUGCAGGCUUACAACAGAAAGAUGUUAUGGAAAUUAUGGAACUUACCUCACUGGCUUGUCCACUCAUGAUUGAGAAAGGCAAAGCUAUUAUUGAAGGAGGAUUCCCAACACACCUGCCACUCCAGCAUAUGCAGAAAGAUCUUCGCUUAGGGAUGCUCAUGGGAGACAUGCUGGAACUUCCACUCCCACUUACAGCUGCUACAAAUGAGGUUUUCAAGCAUGCAAAGCGACUUGGAUAUGGAGAACAUGAUGUCUCUAGUGUUUACAUACGCACUCGGUUCUAACAGAAACUAUAAAUGUGAUUUUUCAUUCAUUGCAAAGAGAACAAGAAUAAACCAAAAGCAUCAGUAAAAAUGUGCAUUGCAAAUUAUGUUUUUGUAAUAGUGGUUUCUAUCAAAUUAUAUGUUUUACCUUAUUGGUAUACAAAUAUCUCCACUACACAGGUCAAAAAUUUCAUCUUGACAGAUUUGAUCUUAAAUUAAUACUACCAAAAUUUUGAUAGUGCAUUUUUUUGAUGCUUUUUAUUACAUGCCUGACAAAUGCAAUGUAUUGAGUGAUGUUUUAUUAAGUGCAGAGUCAUUGGUGUCAAGUGACUGCAAGAUGGACAGGUCAGUAUGUUGAUAGUUAACUGUGGAAGAAUUUGGGUUUGUAUAGAACCAGCUGUUAAAAUUUAUUAAGGUUUAUUGGCUUGCCCUGAUAUCAACUGAGCCAUAUACAAGUUUGUCCAUUUGGCGAGUCAGUCCUAACUCUUCAAUCUAUCUCUUUAGUCGUAAGUAUGAAUGAUUUAUUGGAUGAAUAGAUAUAAUUCUCAGGUCAUCACUAAUUUGUCAAAACACAAUCAUGCAAAGAAAAUAAAAUUUGCUGAAGCUUAGACAAAAAGUGAGACUUGAUUUUAUUAUAUUAAAUAGAAGAAUAUUUUCGCAAUAUUUGUGUUUUGUUAUGUAAGUUUUAUAUAAGUCAUUAAGGAUGAAGUAGUUUAAAAAUAAAAAGUUUAUCAAUAUGGGGAAGCAGAUGUUGAAAAUACAGUCUGACAGUCAUUGCUCACUCAACAGUCAUUAUGGAUAUCAGAAUGCAUAGGUUUAUAUAAUUUUUACAGUUUUAUGAAAAAAACUUACCCUUUUGUUAGUACAUGUAUUUUAAUUAGUUCUGAACAUGUGUAAUUGUUACACCUUUUAAGCAUUAUUCUAAAAUUACUCUUUGCCUCUUCACUUGUAUAGUACAAAAUUACCUGCAUACUGUGUUCUGUAUCUGUGGAUUGUAUUACUUGUAUAUACUGUAUAGCUUGACUAGAGAACUUAUAAGGACCAACAGAUACACACACACACACACAGUGGAAACGAACUCCAUACAGAGAUUCAAAACAGUAUUUAACAGGGCUCAAUCAUGGUCAAUUAGUUGAAAGUUAGGAAAGUUGAAAGUUCAUAUAGAAAAUUACAAAUAGAUAAUUGCAUAACUAUAUUCAGAUGUUCAUAUUCUGUGGUAUAAUUUUGUUAGUUACAAACUAUUAAAUUGUAUUUUAUAAAUUAAUUAUUUGCAGCUUAGAUGUAUUGAUUAUAUAAUAGGCAAAUUUGCCCUUGCCAGAGAUCCUAGGUCAUAAAAUUUACAUUAAUUAAUAUUUUCAUAAUUUAAAAAAAAAUAAAUGUAAAUAGAAGCUAUGAGAGG